Molecule: messenger RNA, 870 nt
Organism: Mitosporidium daphniae
Lineage: Eukaryota; Fungi; Microsporidia
Product: enoyl-CoA hydratase/isomerase domain-containing protein
Exons: 1
Coding region: 1-870 (289 amino acids)
Biological process (GO): fatty acid beta-oxidation
Cellular component (GO): mitochondrion
Molecular function (GO): enoyl-CoA hydratase activity
Source: RefSeq, a predicted model, not a curated record
AUGAUGAGGAUUGCGAUGAUGUCCGGGCUUAUCCCUAGGCAAUCAAUCACAGCCAUUGGCUGGAGUCGAGUAAAACUUUCUACCAACACUAUUGUCUCUAAAGAGGAUAAUUUUAAUAAUCGAGGGAUUACCAUAUUGACCCUUAAUAAUGGCAAGGUCAAUGCCUUCAGCAGGGAAAUGGUUUCCGCCCUUCAAGACAUGCUCUCGGAAAUAAGGAGGGAUCUCAGCGCUCGCGUACUGAUCAUUCGAUCUGCAAAUGAAAGGGUCUUUUGCGCUGGAGCAGAUUUGAAGGAGCGGAUGCAAAUGACUGAGGUUGAGGUUGCUUCAUUCGUCUCCAAGCUAAGGGCGACUAUUACUCAAGUUUCUACACUUUCUAUCCCAUCGAUUGCUGUAAUAGAGGGAAGUGCUCUUGGAGGAGGACUCGAGCUAGCUUUGGCUGCAGAUUAUAGGGUUUGUGCUUCUCAUUCACAAAUUAAACUCGGGCUUCCAGAGUGCACUCUUGGGAUUAUUCCUGGAGCUGGUGGAACCCAGCGCCUUCCCAAACUUGUUGGCGCAUCAAAUGCAAAGCGGCUGAUAUAUGGUGGAGAAAUUAUUUCACCCGUUGAGGCAUUGUCAAUGGGACUUAUAGACCAGCUUCACGAAAAUCCUUAUGAAGCUGCGAUGAUGUUGGCAGAAAAAUGGGCACACUAUUCUUCCCCAAUUGCUUUACGAAUGGCAAAGCUUGCCAUCAAUGGUGGUAUUGAUCUUCCACUAGCUUCUGGAUUAGCUCUUGAAGAGAUGUGUUAUGCCCAAGUAGUCCCAACGGAAGAUCGGAAGGAGGCAUUGUUGGCUUUUGCCGAAAAAAGGAAGCCGAUCUUUAAAGGAAAGUAG